This is a messenger RNA of Magallana angulata, 4182 nucleotides long. RefSeq names its product protocadherin gamma-A4-like. The record is from RefSeq and is a predicted model, not a curated record. Bases 416 to 3760 code for a protein of 1114 amino acids. The transcript has 5 exons. Gene Ontology annotation, biological process: homophilic cell-cell adhesion. Gene Ontology annotation, cellular component: plasma membrane. Gene Ontology annotation, molecular function: calcium ion binding. NCBI's taxonomy places the organism in Eukaryota, Metazoa, Mollusca, Bivalvia, Ostreida, Ostreidae.
GGCACUUAACGUGAGUAAGGGUGACAAUUCUUACCUAUGUGCCAGUGCUGGCGUAUCGGACAAUCUAUUACAAAUAAUUAGUGGUUCCACGCGUCAAUCAAAGGGAAUGUAUAAUAGGUUUUUGUUGUUCCGCGAAAACAAGGCAUGAGAUAAUUGGUCUGACAUGAUGUUUCUUUAGUUCGAUUAACAUUUACGGUUAUUUAUCGGCCUCCAGAGGAUGUCGGGACUUUGACGGAUACUGUACAGACAGGGAAAAGUGCGUUCAGUUUGUUUACGGUGCUUUACAGAUUUUAACCGUACUUGGAAAACAGGACCUGUUUAACACGUGAUGUCGGAUAGAUUGAAGUGGCGUUAAUCUACCAUCUGAAGCGUUUCAAUUUCGUCACCAUAAAGUGUUCAGCUGUCUAACGACAAGAUGCAGGGCUGUUGCGGCAGAGAGUUGGCGAUUUUCAUUGUCGUCUAUCUCUUUAUUUCGGACACGACAGGACAUGAUAUGGAAUACAGAAUCAACGAAGAACUGCCAUCAAACUAUAUAAUUGGAAACAUUGUCGACGAUUUAAAAUUUUUGGAGAGGAAUUACUCGAUAAAUGUGGAUCGUGAAAAUAUCCGUUUUAACAUCCUCUCCCAGGGGAAUCCUUUAGCUGUGUAUUUUAACAUCAACGAUAGAACCGGUUCAUUCUCCACCAACGGAACAAUAGACAGGGAAUCCCUUUCACAUUGUAAAUUUUCAAAUAUUUGUGAAAUUAAAUUGGACGUGAGUGCCCAGUCGACAAUUGGAACGUUUUUCGAAAUCAUCAAAGUAAAAGUCAUUGUGUUGGACAUUAAUGACAAUACGCCAUAUUUCGUCAAAAGUAAAACGAACUUAGAGAUUUCGGAAUCAUCCAUUCCAAACUCUUCACUCUCCGUGGAGGGUGCUGUUGACUUGGAUAGUGGUAACAACACAAUUCAGACUUACCUAUUGAAACCAGCGGGUUCUCCUUUCCUUUUGAGCUAUGAUAAUUCUUUGAUAGGGAGUUCUGCUUUGAAGCUUAUUCUGAAUAGGACAUUAGAUCGAGAAAAGGUUGGAUUUUACGAUUUAGUUAUUGAAGCCGUCGAUGGCGGAAAUCCUCAGAAAACCGGAAGUUUGUCCGUCCAUAUAGACGUUACAGACGUCAACGACAACAAACCAACGUUUAGUCAGUUGACUUACAACAUCACGAUAGAGGAAAAUGUGGAAGCUAAUUCAGUGAUUCUAAACAUGAGUGCUACUGACAAAGACUUGGGUAAAAACGGACAAGUGAUGUACCGACUAAGUCCCUACCAAUCUGACGACAUCAAGCAAAUGUUCUCUAUCAAUGAAACGCAUGGAAAUCUGAGUCUGAUCAAACCUUUAACCUACUAUUCUGGUGAGGUUCUUAAAGUAAUAAUUGAAGCAUCUGAUAACGCUGAUCAGCCUUUGAUCUCUCAAGCAACAGUGUAUGUCAAGGUUCUAGAUUCAACAAAUAGCCCCCCGAUAAUCAACAUUAAUUUGCUGUCCAAUGCUCCCAAAGCCAGGAUCGCUGAGUCGGCGAGUGUGGGGGCAGCUGUGGCGCACGUUGGCGUCACGGACGAGGAUACUGGUCGAAAUGGACAUGUCACCUGCUCCCUCAGUAACCCGAACUUUCGACUCGACAAACUGGAUGUCAACGAAUACAAGGUCGUGGUCAACGUCGAGCUGGAUCGAGAGAAAGUCGACGAGUACGAAAUCAACGUCACAUGUGUCGAUUCCGGCAUCCCGCCAUUGAGUUCGACCUCGACCUUUAGGGUCACGGUCAUGGAUAUGAAUGACCAUUCUCCAACGUUCUUAAAGACCACUUACUAUGCUGAACUUUAUGAAAACAAUGAAAUAGGGGUUGAGGUCUUGAGAGUAUCAGCUUUGGAUUUCGACAUUGGUAUAAACGCUGAAAUUGAAUAUUCUCUUUCUCAAACUGGGCGAUUUCCUUUUGGAAUUGACCCGACAUUUGGUAUCAUAUUUGCUAACUUUGUAACAGACAGGGAAAAUACCUCUGAAAUUAACUUUAAAGUUGUUGCAACUGACAAGGGUAAUCCGAGAAAAUCAUCCACCGCAAAUGUCGCUAUAACCAUUCUAGAUGUGAAUGAUAACAAACCAAGAUUUACAGACCCACUGUUCACAUUUACUAUUCCUGAAAACCAGCCAUCAGGUCUGUUUGUGGGGCAGUUAACAGCUGAAGACAACGAUCUAGGAAAUAAUGGAACGUUUGACUUCAUAGCAUCCACAGAUAACGAGCCAAAUCUACCAUUUUUGAUUUCAAAAAGUGGGAAUAUAGUUUCCACGAAAGCAUUAGAUCGGGAAACUCAUCCGCAUGGAAUCAAUUUCAAGGUGGUGGUUGUUGAUAAGGGUACGCCGACAUCUCUAAGUAGUACCGGAUAUGUGACAGUAUUCCUCUCGGACGAAAACGACAAUUACCCAGAAAUCAUAUUCCCUAACGCAGAGAAUAAAACUAUUGCAUUUUUAUUUGAUCUGCCUAUUAACAGUAUUAUUGGCAAGGUGGAGGCCAAAGAUCGGGACUAUGACAACAAUGCAAAACUUGUGUACUCUUUCGCUGCAAAAACCAUUAGUUUCAUCUCAAUAGACCAAGACAGUGGAGAAAUGAAGCUUAACAGACCGUUAACAUCCGAUUUCGUCAAUCGAUACCCCAUAUCUGUUAUGGUUGAGGACCAAGGCGUUCCCAAAUUGUCCUCAAACGUUUCAUUAACAAUUAUAGUCCUGUCUCAUCAAAUAUUGGCCCCUGUCGCUCCACGAACUCCCAAUGAUGAUAAUUACUUGAUGAUUGCUGUAAUCAUCGCCUGUGUAACCGUUGUGGCCGCAGGAAGCAUCAUUCUCAUCAUCUUCCUCAUCAGACGCAACGAUAUGCAGAAGCAAGCUCUGGAAAAGAACAACAACGGCAUAGUAAUAUCCAGGAACCAUCCCACGCCGAGCGACGGUAAAGAACAAUACGACGCCAUUGAUCACGCGGGAAAGAACGGAAGGGGAGAAAAACGUGUUAGUUUCUCCAUGGAUGAGGAAAAGAAAUAUGACACCCUUGAAAUGGAACGACAUUUGUAUCAGAAAAACCCACCCAAACAGGAAGUUGAUAGGAUUCUGGACACAAUCAUGCCUCCCCAGAACCCCAGGGUGGCCCAGGUUAAGGCGGUCCCCAGCCCCUCCUCAUACAACACUCAGCCUCACUCACAGCUGGGGAAGCUACAGCUACACCAGAACAUCAUCAACAUGCAUUCUAAUCAGCCCCAUGGUGACAACGACAGUGAGACCUCUAUAGAAUCGAACACCUCUGACAGUGGGCGGGGCGGAAGUGAGAGUGACAUCCACAGUAGCGGAGGUCUGUCACAGUGUCAGGAACUAGAUUUGUUAAAGCAGUUGUAUCCGCAUGUUAACAAGCAAGAGCAUUUAAGACUGAAACAGUGUUCAAACAAAGUCGUUAAUUUGGGAGAUAUCAGACCGAAAUUCAGGGAUAACAGAAAAGACAUUCCCGUGGAAAAUGACCAUCGGAAGUAUGCAGACCGACGAGUGAACGAGUACGGCGACUAUGUUGAUAUUCGUGAUAUUCCUUAUUCUGCGUAUAGACCAAAACGAUUUACGCAUUUUAACUCCAUGUCGGACAUUUUGGAUGGAAGUAUGAUGACGAACGAAGAUGACGAUGACCUCAGUACAACUACUUCCGGUAGCUAUACCGUGGAUGACAUCGAUGACAGCAGCUUACAUCCGGAAUGUGUUGUCUGAUGGAGAACAAAUAACCUCGUUCGAUUGUGUUCAGAAUUCUGUAUAUUUAUUUUCAUUCAUUUAUUCCCUGUUUAUUGAGUGAUAAAGAUUUAUAUCUCUACGCAAUAAGCUUUCAUCUGAUUACAAACGCAAUCUGGUUUCGGACUAUUUUUUCUAUCGAAUCCAGUGUAGAGUGCCAUUAACUCUUUUUCGUCGGAAAUGUACGAGGAAAUAUGAACUUUGUCAGCAGAACAAUUAUUUGCAUAUCAGAUUGUCGAUUUCAGAUGUUAUUGUAUCGGGAAGGUCUGCUUGCCAAAGGACAAACACAAAACUUGAUCUUUGAUCCGUAGAUACAUUAUGUGCCAAAUGCUAUUUCGAAUUGUUAAUAUUGCAAUCGUAUAUUUUUGUAAUUACAUUUGUAAUAAAACAAUGAUAAUGUUGAA